Messenger RNA from Rangifer tarandus platyrhynchus (Svalbard reindeer), 1038 nucleotides. The record is from the annotation of a GenBank genome assembly. Lineage: Eukaryota; Metazoa; Chordata; Mammalia; Artiodactyla; Cervidae.
AUGACUUUUGAACUGCGGAAACGUUUGUCUGAGGAAAUAGGCUUCAAUUUAAUGCUGGGCUUCACCAUCAGGCCUCCUCACCAACUCCUGUCCCUUCUUUCGUGUCCUGGACUCCGGAUACCUCGAUUUUCAGUACUUUGUGCUCCACCCAGACUCAGAACCAUGGCCGUCUCAUCUUCUUCCUGGGAACUGCCCCUGGUGGCUGUGUGCCAGGUAACAUCGACCCCAGACAAGGAGCAGAACUUUAAAACGUGUGCUGAGCUGAUUCGGGAGGCUGCCAGACUGGGCGCUUGCCUGGCUUUCCUGCCUGAGGCAUUUGACUUCAUUGCACGGGACCCUGCAGAGACACGCCGCCUGUCUGAGCCACUGGGUGGGAAACUUUUGGAAGAAUAUACCCAGCUUGCCAGGGAAUGUGGACUCUGGCUGUCCUUGGGUGGUUUCCAUGAGCGUGGCCAGGACUGGGAGCAGACUCAGAAAAUCUACAACUGUCAUGUGAUUCUGAACAACAUGGGGUCAGUAGUGGCCACCUACAGGAAGACGCAUCUGUGUGAUGUAGAGAUUCCAGGACAGGGGCCUAUGCGUGAAAGCAACUCUACCAUACCUGGGCCCAGUCUUGAGUCUCCUAUCAGCACACCAGCAGGCAAGAUUGGUCUAGCUGUCUGCUAUGACAUGCGGUUCCCCGAACUCUCUCUGGCAUUGGUUCAGGCUGGAGCAGAAAUACUUACCUACCCUUCGGCUUUUGGAUCUGUCACAGGCCCAGCCCAUUGGGAGGUGCUGUUGCGGGCCCGUGCCAUUGAAACCCAGUGCUAUGUGGUGGCGGCAGCACAGUGUGGACGCCACCAUGAGAAGAGAGCAAGUUAUGGCCACAGCAUGGUGGUAGAUCCCUGGGGAACAGUGGUGGCCCGCUGCUCUGAAGGACCAGGCCUUUGCCUUGCCCGAAUUGACCUCAACUAUCUGCAGCAGUUGCGCAAACAACUGCCUGUGUUCCAGCACCGCAGGCCUGACCUCUACGGCAAUCUGGGUCACCCACUGUCUUGA